ACUCCUUCUGGGCCCCUAGAAAUCAAGAAACAGAGCGAAGCCCAAAGAAUUGGAACCAGUGGGAAAUUUAAAUUAAAUGCCUCAGGAUAAAUGUCCUCUCAACCCUCGCACGUGACCCUUGGUAUCAUUUCCAGACCUGACUUUUGGCUUAAGUGGCGGACCAUGGUUUUCAUUCGAAUUGGCUUUUCUAUAAGCUCUCGAAAUUUGGUUUCUACUCACAGACACCUCCUUUUUCACUCUGAUUAACAAUGAAUAUGAUGCGCGCCAAAAGAACCAACACACAGCCCCUAGAGGAUGCCUCUACUGCCCCCGCAACCUUCAACGAUGGUCUCCCCCUCCCAAAGCUGAUCGCAUUUGAUUUGGAUUACACCCUGUGGCCAUUUUGGGUGGAUACACAUGUCAGCGCACCAAUUAAGCCACGAGAUAAUAAUUCCCGGUGUACCGACAGGUGGAAUGAGUCGUUCGCCUUCUACCCCGCGGUAUCAGCAAUCAUCUAUGCAUGCAAAACUCGCUCAAUCCCGCUAGCUCUGGCUUCCCGUACCCAUACUCCCGACCUUGCUCGGGACAUGCUCAAGGCCCUUCACAUCAUUCCAACUUUCUCUGAUAACCCCGCAGCUAAGGCGAAGUCGGUUCGUGCCUUAGAUUAUUUCACCUACGUUCAGAUCUUUCCGGCAAACAAGACACAACAUUUCUCGAAGAUUUACCAGGCUAGCGGUAUCAACUAUGAGGAUAUGCUCUUCUUCGAUGAUGAGGCGCGCAAUCGGAACGUUGAGACAGAGCUUGGGGUUACUUUCUGUCUCGUUCGAGACGGGAUGACAAAAGAAGAGGUCGAUCGGGGAGUCUGGGCAUGGCGUAAAAGGAACGGAAUAAAGCCCACGGCGCCAAAGGAAGACAAUGGCGAGCCGGUGAAUUGAAUGGAUUAUUACAAGGGUUGGCCAUAGAUCAGGUUGAUUAUCCUGAGAAUUAGCGUUGGGAACUGGUACUGGUUUUCAUGACUAAACUUUUUAUGAUGAAGAUACCCAGAUGGGAUGAUGAGAUAACCGCUAUAUAUAUAGAUAUAGAAACUAGAC
This is a messenger RNA of Aspergillus pseudotamarii, 1070 nucleotides long. Its product is annotated as Mg-dependent acid phosphatase. The transcript is spliced from 2 exons. NCBI's taxonomy places the organism in Eukaryota, Fungi, Ascomycota, Eurotiomycetes, Eurotiales, Aspergillaceae. Gene Ontology annotation, molecular function: acid phosphatase activity. The record is from RefSeq and is a predicted model, not a curated record. Bases 249 to 914 code for a protein of 221 amino acids.